This is a messenger RNA of Hibiscus syriacus, 1068 nucleotides long. RefSeq lists its product as uncharacterized. Gene Ontology annotation, molecular function: nitrite reductase [NAD(P)H] activity; 2 iron, 2 sulfur cluster binding. The record is from RefSeq and is a predicted model, not a curated record. Bases 109 to 966 code for a protein of 285 amino acids. NCBI's taxonomy places the organism in Eukaryota, Viridiplantae, Streptophyta, Magnoliopsida, Malvales, Malvaceae. The transcript is spliced from 3 exons.
ACAAAGCAUAGUUUAGUUUAUCCACUCAUUUUUCUGUGGCCAUGCAAUGCAAUCCCUUGCCUUUUCCUUCUUCAGUCUCUCGCCUCCUCCUAAUUCUCUCCUCUUCCGAUGGCCAACGCUUUCCACCACCAUUACAAUUUCACUUCCACUUCCAUCCUCCGCCGCCGCCGGAAUUCCCCAUCGCCUCCUCCCAUUAUCCUCCCUCCCAACGCUCCUCUUUCCACUACCUACAGCUUUUCCAUUAAACAAUGCAGCAGAAGUAGAAUCACUUGCAAAGCCACGGAAAUGCCUUCCGUGAGUGAACAAUCAGCGGCUUCGGACGGCGGUUCUGGUGGUGAGAACUGGGUGCCAGUGGUCCCGCUGGCGGUGCUUCCCAAGGGAGAGCGGCGUGUGAUCAUACAAGACGGGGAGAACAUCCUGUUGCUUUGGUAUAAGGAUGAGGUUUUCGCAAUUGAGAAUCGUUCGCCCGCUGAAGGCGCUUACACUGAGGGUUUGCUCAAUGCCAAGCUUACCCAGGAUGGUUGUAUAGUUUGUCCGACAACUGAUAGCACAUUUGAUCUUCGGACUGGAGCCAUCAAGGAAUGGUAUCCAAAAAACCCAGUGCUGCGAGCCCUUACACCUGCUUUGAGGAAACUUUAUGUUUACCCUGUAAAGACCGACGACGAAAAUGUUUAUAUCAGCAUGCAAGGCAGUGUAAACUCCGAUGCAGCAGCAGAGAUUGUCUUUAGUGGAAAAGCUCAACCGGGUAUAACUGCUUCCGAUGUUAAUGUGGACGAGGUGAGAAUGGUAAUCGAUGAGAACUCGGAGGGGUUUGGUUUCACGGGAAAGAACGAAAUCAUAAAUGGGAAGGCAGCUAUCAUCGGUUUCCUGCUGUUGCUGGAUUUUGAGCUCUUGACUGGUAAAGGCCUUUUAAAGGGAACAGGCUUUUUGGACUUCUUAUAUGCUGCUACAAAUGCCUUUAAUUAGAUUCACCAUUUCAUUCGCAUGAGGUACAAAGUUGUCUUUCUUUUUUCUCAGAUACUUUUUACAUGUUAGAACACUUGAAUCCUCUAGAUGUAUGUAUAUUUA